AUGAUUGCCCGGAGUAUGCCCUCGCUGUUGCUGCUUUUUAUCCCAAUUCUGGGAUUCUCAUCGGUUUCCGCCUUUUUUAACGACAGCGAGGAGAUCCAGCCCCGCAUCAUUGGUGGUCAGGUGUCCAGCAUCAAGCAGGAGAAGUACCUCGUACAGGUCACCACCAACACGGAGCUCUGCGGAGGAUCGCUGAUCAAACCCCGUUGGGUGAUCUCUGCGGCACACUGCGUUUACAGGCAGAACAAGAAUGAGUUCAAGAUUUAUGGAGGUGCCUCCGAUCAGGGUGGUCCAUAUGCCAUUAUGCGCAGGGUAGAUUUCAUGACCGUUCAUCCAGCUUUCAAUCGCAAAACCCUCAACAUGGAUGUGGCUGCCUUGCGCCUGACUUCGGAUAUGACUGGAGCCAAUAUAGAGACGAUCGCUUUGGCCUCCACAUCCGUUCCAGCUCGCGUCUUGGUUAAAGUCUCCGGUUGGGGUUUAUUAGCUGCCGAUGCCACCGAAACGGCGAAGCGGGUGCACAGUGUCAUGGUGCCCGUGUGGUCGCGAUCCGCGUGUGUGUCUGCGUAUAAGGGAAUCCACCGGAUCACCCGCUCCAUGAUGUGUGCCGCCAAGCCGUACACAAAGGAUUCCUGUGAUGGCGACUCGGGAGGACCUUUAGUGCAUAGUGGAGAGCUGGCGGGGAUCGUUUCCUAUGGCUACGGAUGUGCCUCAGCUCUGCCUGGUGUCUACACUAGUGUGCCUGUGAUCCGAGAGUGGUUUCUGCGCACCGUGCAACAGAAUUCCUGA
Molecule: messenger RNA, 783 nt
Organism: Drosophila suzukii
Lineage: Eukaryota; Metazoa; Arthropoda; Insecta; Diptera; Drosophilidae
Source: RefSeq, a predicted model, not a curated record